Molecule: messenger RNA, 789 nt
Organism: Knipowitschia caucasica
Lineage: Eukaryota; Metazoa; Chordata; Actinopteri; Gobiiformes; Gobiidae
Source: the annotation of a GenBank genome assembly
AUGCGUUCCAGUGGAGACGUCCCAACGAGCCAAAAUGGCCGCCGUGCUGCUGCUACCGCCACAGUUGCCAACAACAACAACACUGGGAACUCGGGCUCGCAAUACGCACUGUGUGCCCUGGGCGUGGGGCUGGUGGCGCUGGGCGUCGUCAUGAUCGUGUGGAGCGUGGUGCCGACUGACCCCGCCCACAACCACAGCGUCUCCACGGACCCAGACCCCGGCGGCAAGAAGAGCAAGGCGUCUUCUGUGGCCUUUGUGCUGGUGGGGUCUGGGGUCGCUGUGCUGCUGCUGUCCCUGUGUCUGGGCAUGAGGAACAAGCAGCGAGAGCAGCAGUUCCUCCAGAGACAACAGCAGCAGCAGAGAGCGCAGGGCCAGGCCGUGGCCGGACAAACCGACGCAGAGGCAGCGGAGGAGCAGGCCCGCCGCUACGCAGUCCCCACAUACGAGGAGGCCGUGGGCAGUGGUCUGUACCCGGUGCCUCAGAGCGGACCUCGCCUCAGCGAGUCCCAGCUGCCGUCGUACGAGGACCUGGUUACCACGGACUCCCUCCAGUACGAGCAUGAGGGACCCACCACCAACACCCCUCCUCCCUCCGCUGCCACCCUCAACCUGCCCCCCCCUCCCUCCACCCGCAAACAGGGCCGCAACAAACUCCUGCCCAUCAACAUACGGCGCAUCAAAUCUGAAAAACUGCACAUGAAAGACGUCAGCCAGCCUCCGUCGCAGAUGAGUAUAGAGCCGCUAACGCCGCCGCCGCAGUAUGAAGACAAGGCUCCUCCCCUUAAUUAA